Molecule: messenger RNA, 228 nt
Organism: Triticum turgidum subsp. durum (durum wheat)
Lineage: Eukaryota; Viridiplantae; Streptophyta; Magnoliopsida; Poales; Poaceae
Source: the annotation of a GenBank genome assembly
AUGGCGGUUCCGGCGGGCUUCAUCUUCGGGGCAGCCGCGGCGGCGGUGAUCGCCGUGGGCGCGUACAUGUUCUUCUGGCCGGCGUCGGCGGCCGUGGCCAUGAUGAAAGCACCUGGAUCCGGCGGCCUGCUGAUAUCCCGCCUGGCGUUCGAGGCCAACCCGCAGCGCUACUACUACCUCCUCCGCACCGCCGGCGCCGCGGUGGCCGCCGCCGCUUUCGCUCCGUGA